Brassica napus (rape) is the source of this 3028-nucleotide messenger RNA. Its product is annotated as putative F-box protein At3g16210. The record is from RefSeq and is a predicted model, not a curated record. NCBI's taxonomy places the organism in Eukaryota, Viridiplantae, Streptophyta, Magnoliopsida, Brassicales, Brassicaceae. Bases 1628 to 2704 code for a protein of 358 amino acids. Gene Ontology annotation, molecular function: protein binding. The transcript has a single exon.
CCGAGGAAAUUCCGAGGAACUACUGUUUUGGGUUUCAAAAUCUCGAAUAUUUUUUUAUAAACGCAUCGAUCGAUGGAUUUAUGUCCAAAAACGCAUCGAUCGAUCACUAAGAUGGACCAAAGCGUAACAAUGUGAUCGAUCGAUGGGUAUAUGUCCAAAAACGCAUCGAUCGAUCACUUGUUCGUCGGAAUUUGCUCGGAAUUUUGUGAGGAACACAUUUCUCCUCGGAAUUUCCUCGGAAUAUACCGACGGAUUAAUGUUUCCUCGGAAUUCCGUCGGUAUAUUCCGAGGAAAUUCCGAGGAAACCCAAAAUUUGGGCUUCCUCGGAAUUUCCUCGGAAAUUCUGAGGAUUUCAUUUUCCGUCGGAAUGUCCGUCAGAAUACCGAUGUUUUCUUGUAGUGGCAUUCCCAUUGCUUUAACCGGUAGUGAUUUCUUGCUAGAGACAAAACGGCACAUGAAAGACUGGUGCCUUCUGCAUUCCAGCUCUUGAGAAAAUUGAUCCAAAUACCAAUGUUAUUCAAGGUAUGCUGGUUUAUUGUUAGGAACUCCUUCUGUAUUUGCGAACAAAUAUAGUUACAGUCUUGAGUGUGUUUAUUUUUUAUACAGCCAUGAUUCUAGUUCCAACACGAGAGCUGGCUCUUCAGACUUCACAGGUUUGCAAGGAGCUUUCCAAAUACUUGAAUAUCCAAGUGAUGAAAAAAUUGUAGGAUUACUGCUAAAAAUAAGUUUUCUGAUUGAUUGCAUUUUACUCUAUAUAAAUGCAUUACUAUACUUACCACUUUCUGUAAUCAGUUUUAAAGUUUUAAAUAGAAGUUGUUUUAUUGUGCCAUAAACUUCAAAGCUUUUAACUCUUUACAAACUAUCUUACCAGGCCGACAAGCUGUUGUCCGCAGAGUUCCAAGCUUUUGUUUGCAGAGUUCCAGGCCAACUAUCCUCUUGAUACUCAACAGUUUACAAUGUGAGUAUGCACAUGUUCUGUUUCAUGUUACAUCUUCUUCUUUUGUUGUUCUUGUUAUUGAUUAUGGUGUGUCAUUACUUGCAUUGUGAAGAUAUAUCAAAGUUUAUUCUCAUUGAUGUGUUGUUUUAUCAUGAUUAUGGUUAUAACUGUAGUGCACGGUUUCUUAAAUAGUAUUAAAAAUUAAUUAAGAGACCCUUAAAGGGUCUCUACGAUAAUGAUGCUCUAAGGAGACUAUCUAAAGAGUAGAAGAGACUCACGCGUUUAGGUGUCAAGUUGUAAGACCUUGAUUAUGGCUAUAACUGUAGUGCACGGUUUCUUAGGUUCAAUUUUUUUAUUUUUUUGUCUGAUUAAAAAAAUUAAAAAUUAAAAAGCGUACCAAUCGUGGGUUGCCACGUGUUAGUGGGAUCCGCGAACAAUGCGAAAAAUAGACCAAAAUCGAUACUUAUUUCACGAUUUCUGGAACCGAUUUUAGAGGUUUUUGUGGAACCCAGACCAUAUAAGAAACCCACUAAUCUCCUGCGAUAAUCAUGCUCAAAGUGAUGAGACACGGUUUCUUACCGACAUAAGUUUCUUACAGACACAGUUUCUUACCGACAUAAGUUUGAGACACUUUGGAAAGAAAAAAAUCUGAGGUAAAGAGAUUAUUGGAAUCGCCUAGAUUGCUAAGGUAUGCUAUCUAGAAAUCUGAAGAUGAGAAGAGAGCUUCCUUUUGACGUAGUGGUGGAAAUACUCGCUAGGGUUCCUGUUAAGGACUUAAUACGGUUUAGAUGUGUCUGCAAAACUUGGCGUUCAUUGUUCCAAGAGGAGCGGUUUUAUAGACAGCACAUGACUCAUCCCCCAACGAGGAUUGUGUCGUUCCGUCGUUCAGAUACUCUACUUGGUCGUUUUUCUUAUCAAGAUGGCAAGCCAUGGUGGUACUCGAAGAUGUUAAACGUUAGAGAUAACAAAUUGCUUCUCGGCGCUGGUUUAGUUGGUCACUGCCAUGGACUGUUUUGCUUAUAUUUUGAAGAUAAGACUUUUUGUGUUUGGAACCCGUCACUGAGUGAAUUAAUAAGAAUACAAACAAGGCAUGUCAGUAACUGGGCUGAGAUGGGUUUUGGUUAUGACAACUCAAGUCAAGAUUAUAAGAUUGUGUUGGUUCUGGAUAUGCGAGGCAGCCAUUCUAAAGCACUAGUGUUAUCCUUAAAGUCGGGUGAGUCUCGGAUAAUUGAUGUCCUGUGUUUAGAAAACAUUGUCGUCAUGAUCCGCAUGAGACUUCCUGGAACGCUGGUUGGUGAAAAUAUCUACUGGCAGGUGUAUGAUGAUGAGUUAAAAGUAACUGAUAAGAUUUUGGGCUUUGAUUUGGUGUCAGAGACUUUCAACUACUGCCCAGGUCCGAGUAAUUGUGGUAAAGCAUUUCCUCAAGAUCUAGAGGGGUUGGGAGGAGGAGGUCUAUGUACAGUGGGGGUUGAUGCCCUGCCUGGUGAUAUCAUCGAGAAGAUUGGUGGUUGUAGUGGUGGUAUCAAAUCUUGGAGCAAGAUGUGCAAUCUCUCGAGGGGUCUUCUUGAAAUCUCAACUGGCUGUCGUAUCGAUAAGAUUCUGCUACUGUCUGCGAUAACUUAUGCAGGAUUGCUAUUAGUUUUAGAAAAUAUUGGUGGAAGAGAAUCAAAAUUGGUUGCAUACAACUUAGAGGAGAAAAGUUUGACAAAUGUUGAGACCAGUUUGUCCCACUAUACCUGUGGGUGGGAGUCUUCAGACGUAUGUUGAAACGCUUGUCUCUAUUCCUGGCUCUUUCAGUUAAGAGGCUUAAAGAUUUUUUGAGCUUUGCUUGUUUUGUUUUAUCUAUCUAUCUGUAGCAAAACACAAUAAACAAAUCAUUGUUUGUUUGUCUUUUUCCAUGGAUAUUUAGUUUUGUUUUCCUGUCAACAGGAAAACGUUCAAGUUAACCUCUUCCCGUUAAAUUCAGACAGAUUCUUGUAAUGGAUUUGUUGCAGAAGAUGAAAAACAUAUGUAGCAAUAUUUACUGUUGGUGCUAUUAAUGAGUUUACCAUACUAAAGUAUCCUAUACUAGACCAAUUACAAAGUUUGCAA